CCGUCAAACUACUAAACUUUUAUAUGCGAUAAGUAAUGAUGUUGACAAGCGUUAGUACGGAGUUUGUUUACUGAUCAAAUGUUCUCCGAUGUCUGAGAUCCAGCUGGAAUUAUCAAUAUGAGUAAAGUAUGUUAUAUUUAUGAUUGACUCGCCGAUAAGUAAUAAUUAAUUGUCUGGAAGAGCAGCAAAAUGCCGUACCAUUGGCAGAGCCACAAUGUCAAGACCAGUGGGGUCGACGACAUGGUGCUCCUCCAGAAGAUCUCGGAGGCAGCCAUUCUCGACAACAUCAAAAAACGUUAUAUGGACGAUUGUAUCUAUACUUACAUUGGUCCAGUGCUGGUGUCGGUCAACCCCUUCAAACAGCUCAAUAUCUUUACUGAUCGAGAGGUGGAGCAGUACCAAGGAGCGGCCCAGUAUGAAAAUCCACCACAUGUGUAUGCCCUGGCCGACAAUAUGUACAGGAACAUGUUGAUAGAUAUGGAGAACCAAUGUGUCAUCAUCAGCGGAGAGAGUGGUGCUGGAAAAACAGUAGCAGCCAAAUACAUUAUGGGCUUCAUUGCCAAAGUUUCGGGAGGAGGUGAAAAAGUACAGAAAGUCAAAGAUGUUAUUCUUGAGUCUAACCCAUUGCUAGAGGCUUUUGGGAAUGCCAAGACAGUCCGCAACAAUAACUCCAGUCGAUUUGGUAAAUAUGUAGAAAUCCAAUUCAGUAGAGGAGGCGAGCCAGACGGUGGUAAAAUAUCCAACUUCCUACUGGAGAAGACCCGUGUGGUAAGCCAGAACCGCAGCGAAAGAAACUUUCAUAUCUUCUACCAGAUAUGUGCUGGGGCUGAUGCAUCACAGAAAGAGAGUUUAGGUGUUACCACACCGGAUUAUUAUAUGUACCUGAACCAAAGCGGGACCUACACAGUGGACGGUACUGAUGAUGUUGCCGAGUACAAGGACACCAUGCAUGCCAUGCACACAGUGGGUAUGGCGGAUGAGACGAUAGAAGAUGUGAUAUGUGUUGUGGCUGGUAUACUUCACUUGGGAAACAUUGCCUUUCAAGAGGAUGGAAACUACGCCAAAGUGGCCAAUGAAGAUUUCCUUGACUACCCAGCUUACCUGCUCGGAGUGGACAAAGAGUACCUCAGGACAAAACUGACCAGUCGAGACAUGGACAGUAAAUGGGGAGGCAAAUCCGAGGUUAUCCAUGUGACACUGAAUGUGGAGCAGGCAGAAUUCUCACGUGAUGCUCUGGCUAAGGCCCUGUACAGUCGAAUGUUUGACUACCUUGUCGAGGCGGUCAACCGUGCCAUGAGGAAAGACAAAGAAGAGAUCAACAUAGGCAUCCUUGAUAUUUACGGGUUCGAAAUUUUCGAGAAGAAUGGAUUUGAACAGUUCUGUAUUAAUUACGUCAACGAAAAACUACAGCAGAUUUUUAUAGAGCUUACACUGAAGGCAGAACAGGAGGAGUAUGUACAGGAAGGGAUAAAGUGGACACCCAUCGAAUACUUCAACAACAAAGUCGUCUGUGAUGUCAUAGAGACCAAACAGCCACCCGGCAUUAUGUGUAUCCUUGAUGACGUGUGUGCCACUAUGCAUGCAGUGUCGGAGGGAGCAGACAGUACGCUGUUACAGAAACUUGGAGCUGGUAUCGGGACACACGACCACUAUCAGCCAAGUGGAAUGGGCUUCAUCAUACAUCACUACGCUGGCAAGGUGACAUAUGAUGUGGAUGGCUUCUGUGAAAGAAACAGGGAUGUAUUGUUCAAAGAUCUCGUACAAUUGAUGCAGUCAAGUAAUAAUGACUAUAUCAGAAACCUGUUCCCAGAGGAUGUUAGUAAACAAACCAAAGGUCGCUCCAGUACAGCCAGCUCUAAGAUAAAGUCUCAAGCCAACAAGCUGGUAGAUACCUUAAUGAGAUGUACACCCCAUUACAUUCGUUGCAUCAAACCCAAUGAAACAAAAAGGCCGAGGGACUUUGAGGAUAGCAGGGUGAAACAUCAGGUCGAGUACUUGGGACUGAAGGAGAAUAUACGAGUACGCCGAGCUGGUUUCGCAUACAGAAGGGAGUUUUCAAAGUUUUUACGAAGGUAUGCUAUCUUGACAACGGAAACAUGGCCAUCCUGGCGUGGGGACCCCAAACAAGGAAUCAAGCAUCUCAUGGACACAGUUAACAUGGACAAGGACCAAUGGCAGCUCGGCAAAACCAAAGUCUUCGUCAAAAAUCCUGAAUCUCUAUUUUUGUUGGAAGAAAUGAGAGAGCGGAAGUUUGAUCACUAUGCCAGGAAGAUACAGAAAGCAUACCGUCGCUAUCAUGCCCGCAAAACAUACUUCAAACUCCGAGAAGAGGCGUCGGACAUCUUGUUCCAGAAGAAGGAGAGACGGCGCUUCAGUAUAAACCGAAACUUUGUCGGGGAUUAUCUGGGCCUGGAUGAUCACCCUGGCAUCAGGGCCCUACUAGGGAAACGUGAACGCGUGGAAUUUGCAGAUACUGUGCUUAAAUUUGAUAGACGUUUCAAGAUUGCAAAGCGAGAUCUCAUUCUCACAGCUAAGAGUGUUUACCUAGUGGGAAGAGAAGUGAUUAAGAAGGGGCCUGACAAGGGAACAAUGAUUGAAGUAAUAAAACGAAGUAUUCCGCUUGAAGAUAUAAGUCAUGUCUGUUUGAGUACCCUACAGGAUGACCUGUUCGUCCUACAUAUACAGAAUGACUAUGCUAGUUUACUGGAAUCAGUAUUCAAGACAGAAUUCCUGUCCACACUGUCGAAACGCUACAAAGACAAAACCAGUAAGGAGCUUCGGACACAGUUCAGCGACGUGAUAGAGUUUCCAAUAAAGAAGGAAGGCUGGGGAGGAGGCGGUACAAGGAGUAUCAAGUUUAGUAAACUUGGACAGCCACAGGACGUAGCUGUGAUGAAGCCGUCCAGUAAAGUGCUCAAUGUUACCAUAGGACCAGGCCUUCCUAAGGACUCUCGGCCUGGAAAAAAGAAAAUGCAUGUCAGUAAUGGUACUUUGAGAAGGAAAAAUCCACCAAGCAGAUCUGCUCCUACAGCACCUCCUCCAUCACGAGGGGCUCCACCCCCACCCACAUCCAACCCUCCUAGUCUUGCUAACCGCCGAUCUCGUCGCCUCAGUGACAAAACACCAUCGCUGCCACGAGAUGGUGCCCAGAAAAAAGCUAAGAAGAUCAACGAAGCGUUGAUCAACAACAAUAAUAACUUUAUGGCAACACCAGACGCUGGUUAUUCAGGUCUUCAGCGUAUUGACCAAGAACGAAUGAGCGAUGUACAGAGGAACAGAAGUAGUACCAAAAAGCCUAGUCCUGCUGGGGGGCGUCCAAAACCCCCAGCUGCCCCCAAACCCAAACCUGCCUUCCCUCAGUGUCGCUGUCUAUAUGCCUACGACGCCCAGGAUGUUGAUGAGCUGAGCUUCAAUGAGGGUGACGUCAUAGAGAUCGUAAAAGAAGAGGCGACUGGCUGGUGGACAGGAAAGCUACGAGCAAAACAGGGUCUGUUUCCAGCAAACUAUGUGGAAAAGCUGUGAUAGGCAGAGCUGUGAUCUCCUGGACAUUCCUAUAGAAAACUAUGCAACUUUUCUACAAAGUGCUGGCCACACAUAGGGUUGGUCAGUGUGGGGACAGUGGACCUGUGUUAUACUCGUACCGAAGUGAGAAGAUAGGCUGGCAGACAAAGGGGGAGGGUGACAGUGCCAUACUGCAAUGUGGAUGUGGACCAAGAGACUGCUUUGAUGUGGAUGGACAGAUUGCAAUGUUAGGGAUGUGCUCCAACAGACAGCAACAAUGUGAAGAUGGGCUGACACACAAUAUUGGGUAGAAGCCCCAACUUAUAGGGUAUAGUCGUAAUGACCGACAGUACUAUAACAAAUGUUAGUCUUAAGACUGGGAGUUUAUGGGGUAAUAGGUAGCAUCGUUCUGUAGUCUGUGUGUGUCAUCACGCAGGAUUUGAAUUCGUCUGUAUGACAUACUUCUUUGGUCAUACAGUUAAUGCCGCUGAUAAAAACUGAUAAGUGAAGAUCAGAAAUUUGAAGGUUCAUGAAGAAAUAUUGAUAUUGUAUACAGGUUUAUAUGCGAUAAAUCCUUCUUAUAGCGCCAGUACUUCUUCAGAAAAGAAUUGUUAAGAAGGAAAGUAAGAUCAAUGCUGCAUAUGACAAUAUAUUGAGGGUUCAAUGGAUUGCUAUAGUUUUCUACACGGCCUGCAUAUUGGAUUUUAUAAAGUAUAGCUCUGAUAUCAUUAGGCUUUGAUACAGAUAAUUAAAUCAAAGCUCAUAUAGGGAAACUUAGAGUUAGAUCCGUCAAUGAACGCAUGACCAUGUAAAAUCAUACUACUAUAAAAACACAAGUAGGUACUGUUAUAUACUUGUUAAGAUGUGAGAGUGUUUGUGAUAUAAGUGUUUGUUGAUGUUUGUCCAUAUUACAACACCUUCAGGUGAUGAUUGUUAAUUUAACACAGUGACCUUUGACAUUAGUUAUUCCUCAAUAUAAUGUAGGGGGCCUUAUGUACUAGGGUUAUAUAGAAGUACCUUAUCUGUCUGUAAUCUUUGAGGACAACGUCAUCGUCAGGACUCAAAUUAUUAUCACACGACACUUAAUGUUAGGGCAGCACUAUAUUGUAUUAUCACAUGACACUUAAUGUUAGGGCAGCACUCUAUUGUAAAUAUACAGUCAAACCUGCUCUAACGGCUGCCUGUAUAUAACGACCACCUGUAUAUAACGACCACCUGUCUAUAACGACCGAUUUUAAGAAUCCCCGUGAGAUUAUACUAUAUAAAAUAUUACUGUAUGGCAAGUAUUCAAGAAAAUAUUCUCAUGCUCAAACAUGAAUACUGUACUCAAGGUAAUUUUCUGAAAACUCGCCUAAAUCAUGAAAUAGCAGUUUUAAAAAAAGAAAAACUGAAGCUUCAAAAAUAAUUUUUCACUUGACGUCUUUCCGAAAAGCUAAAAUACUUUCAAAUAAUUGAAAAAAAUUGAAUUUGUGUUUCCUAUUUAUUACCUAGAGUCUGAACAUAAUUUGUGACUUUGAUCAUGAGGACGGUUUCAUGAAUACGGCCCAAAAGUCACAUAAUGUUGGAUUUACAUGCCUACAUUAACUGUUUAAGCUCAGAUUGAAAAUUGUCACUGCUAUCAAACACUGAUAAGACCGUGUUUGAAUCAGUGUUUUUGAGAAGUUUGAAUACAGAAAUGGGAAAGUUACUACAUAAAAAAGUCCCUUUGCAAAUUAAUCAUGAUUUAUCCAAUACAUAUUUCUGAGGAGUUUGAUCAUCUAUGCAAAAAAUGAUAUAAUGUUCAGAAAAAAUCCAAUAUUUUUCUUUAAAAUAUUUUUAUAUUUCUAUCAUCAGAGGAAAUAUACAUUAUGAAAAUUUUCUAUAUGUGGAACUUUGAUAUGCAUGAUUAAAUACAUGGUAGUUUUGAGGAUGUUUAUUGAGAAGCUCCGAAUGACAUGUUAUAGAAAUUUACACCAAGUUCUGGCCGUCCUGUUUUUGUAUCCACAGUGGUUUUCACACAACACACACGUAAUGUGCCUUCAUCACGGUGAUAUAGAAAUACGUAUUAUUGAUUAUCGUAACCACACCACGCCACAUUGUACUAGAGAGUGGUGUUCGGUGGUAAGUCAUUCAACAAUAUACUUGUAGAUAUUUCAGUAGAUUUAUCUGUUAUUUGUAGGACUGAUUAUGGCUGUUUAAUUAUUACAUACCAUAUAAUAGGAAAUGUUCAUUGUGUAUAAACUCUCAUUGUUUUUUUUAUAGUUGCUAUGGAAACAAAAAUAUAAAUACAAAUGUAUGUACAAAUAUUAUUGUUGGAUUGGCUAACCACAACAGUUUGUGUCCACGAAAGCUCCAAACCAUGAGUGAAAAAUACACAUGAACAUUUCAUGUUGUACUACAGUACAUUUCAGACUAACUUUCAUUCCAGAAUGAAAAAGAAGCAAUUUUAAUGUAAAUCGUCUGUGGCAAAGGGAAAAAUAUACCUGUACAUAUACAAAGAAGUAUAUAUUAAACUGUAAAAAUACUUACAUAUUACAGCAUAGAUGUUUUAGAUCUAAAACAGUAGAUUUAAAAUUUAACAUAUUACGGUUUUGAGUAGUGCUAUACUAAAGCUGAUUAAAGCAUGCAUUAUAGAGUCAUCAGUGAUUUAUAUUUACCAAUAUUAUUAACCUCUAUCAAUAAAAAAAAGCUCCUAAAACCUCUGUUAACCACAUCAACCACAUCCAUAUAUAGACUGUUUAUCUUUAGUUUUCAGUAAUUAAUUAAAAGGUCAUAACAAAUGUAUUAAAUUAAACUAAUAAAUACCUAGUUUACAAUUACAGAAGUUGUAUUAUCUUAAAAUAUAUACAUCAUCUGACAAGCUGUCUGAUUUAAACAACCAAUAAUUGGUGCCAUAGAUUUGUUUAUUUGCAUAUUACAUAGUUUAUCAAUGUAUACCUUUAUUCAUUUAGUAUAAGUUGGUUUUUUGGGUUUUUUUUUAUGAAGGCUACAAACACUCAGUCCGAUAAAAUUUGUCUCUUAAAAUUACAUUUAUUUUUGGAAAGUAUUUGCAAACAUUGGUAAGUUACUGAAGGUGGAGUUUGGCACAGGAAUUCAUUCUUUUAUAGAAUUGUCUCAUGAGAAAAAUACAACGGGUGUAUAUAAUAAGCAUAUAUUUGUAAUAACUUUUCCAAGGAGAAUUAUAAUGCCUAGAAAUCCUUUAUUGUAAAUACCGGUUUAGUAUUUUAAAUCUCCACUUUGUAAAGAAGAAAAUGUAUUUAGAUAUAUAGCCAGGAUAUAGAUGGUGAUGACAGGAUUUUGUGCUCAGAUGUUAAAUUGUUAUCGUAUAUAUUGUAGGUAGAGUGAUUUGUAAUUUGAUAUUCAGUGACUAAUGUAGGAAUUCUUUAAAGUAUAACAUCCUGAAUUUAUUCGUUUAAAGAAAUAAAAACAUUCCUUAUACAUAUGUUAAUACUAUUAUCUAUGUAUUAGUUAUAUGAAGAUAAUUUAAGGAGAUGUGUACAUUUUAGUUUAGGUAUAAGGUGUAUAUACAGAUCAAGAGCUCGAGAAUGUUAUUCAUCGUAAUACAGUACAUAUUAGAUAAAAUAGUCAAGAUAAAAAUAACACUGCAUGUAGAACUAUGGGAAUUAGUCUGUUGUAAAGUAUGGCCUUGAAUCAAAGGGAGAUUACUCUUGUCUUAAAUCUCAGAUUUGUAUCAUAGCAUGCCAUGGCCUUGGAUCAAAGGGAAAACAUUUUCUCAAUUCUUAUUCUUUCACAAUUCCAUCGCAGACUUGUAUCAUAAAAUUAACUUGGGUCAACAAGAGUCUAUUCUUGUCUCAAUUCCCACGCAGACUUUACCUUGGAUCAAAGGGAGACCAUUCUUGUCUCGGUCCUCAUGCAGACAUGUAAUGUUUGAAAGCUUGGUUUUAGAUAAAGGGAGACAAUUCUUGUCUCAAUUCUCAUGCAAACCUGUAUCAUAGAAUUACCUUGGAUCAAAGGGAGACUAUUCUUGUCUCGAUUCUCAUGCAAGCUUGUAUCAAAGAAUUACCUUGGAUCAAAGGGAGACCAUUCUUGUCUUGAUUCUCAUGCAAGCUUGUAUCAUAGAAUUACCUUGGAUCAAAGGGAGACUAUUCUUGUCUCGAUUCUCAUGCAAGCUUGUAUCAUAGAAUUACCUUGGAUCAAAGGGAGAAGAUAUUCUUGUAUCGUUUCUAAAACUUGUGUUGGAGAAGCAUUCUUUGCUUAUGAUUGAGGAAAUAUCCAUGGCAUGUUUUCCUGAACUUACCAGUAAUACUACCAAUAAAUAUGAAUACCUUUUUGAAUUUGAUAAAAAAUAGUGCUGUCAGAAGAUUUUUUCACCAUCGAUCGUCUAGUCUUGUUACUUUAUCUCAUUAAAUAAAUCUCAUUUUUUAGAUAAUUCAAAUUAUAAUUACACCGUCUUUUGUCUAAAAAUUGGCUAAAGCUAUAAAUAAUAGUGUUUUUGAAAUUGAUGACACUUUGAUGUUAUCCUUGUAGGUAAUUUAACAGCAUGUUACUGUGUGAAAUCUUUAAAAUUAUUGACAAUCUAUUUGAUAAUUUGCUUAUCAUUCAAAAAUAACACAAAAUGAAGUACAUUAUUUUAUGACUAGAAGAAUGAAGAUGUUAUCAAGGAGUGUUAACAGGUUGUUCACCCUUAAACAUACAUGUAUGUAUGUACAUGCUAAAACUAGUGCUGAGUGUGAUGUUUUUAAGUCUAUAAUUACUGCUAUAUCUAGUACACAGUUUUACUUAUAUACCGUGAUAUUUUAUUAUAUAUUUUUUUUCUUUUUUUUGAAAUUUCAAAGUUAGUUUCUCACUACUAAAAUAUUGACUCCUAUUUUAAUGAGGUUAUAUGAACAAUUUCAAAAUCAUUUUUCUCCAAUAUUUAUGUAUAAGAAAGCUACUUUCAUUGAUAGUUGAGAAAAUUAAAUGAUGCAUAUGUUCAUAUUAUUAUUCACAUGGCGUUGCCUAAGAUUUAAUAUUACAAAUUGGUGAAUCAGCGAUCUGAUAGUAAACAUGUAACUAAGGGUCACUUCAAUCCUUUAUACAUGAUUAUUUUUAUUAUUAGCUUUUUGUUGUUCUUUUAUUUCUGUUAUAGUUUUGUAUAAUAUAUUUACAUCAUGAAUCUUCUGUGACGUUUUAUCACUGCUGAGUUUCCUCCCUUUGUGGGAAUUCUUUGGUGGAUAAUAAAAGUAAAAUUUUAAUGGCGCUGUAUUACCAAAACAGUACAUGAUAGCUGCAUGGUUAGUCAAUUUUAGGAAUAUUUUUUUUUUAUUUAUUGAAGAUAAUUGGAAAAAAAUGAAGCAAUAAUACGAAGUAUCCAAUCAAUUUCGUUGUUAUUUUUGUUUGUUGGUCAAGAUAAACAUGUUUUCCUCAGUCCUGGGGAAAAUGGAAUAUUACUGUAUCAGAUAUAUUUUGUAUAAACAAGGCUUACAAUUAUGUUCAAUCUCUAACUUAGGUAAGCAAAUGAGUUACCGUUAAUUACAAAAAUAUGUCCUUUUAAAAAAUGAAUAAAUGAACUGACGUAAAUGAAAACAACACCAGUGAAAUAUAAACAAUAUCAAAAUUUUACAGUAAGAGUGUAAAUGGGAUAAAAUGUACUUUAGUAAUAAAGUUUGUAGAAGGUAAGUGAGUCCUCCUAUAUAUGUCUUGUUUAUAUAUAUAGAUAGAUAUCAGGUAUUAGUUAUAGCUAGGUUAUAUGUAAGUAUUCAUUUUAUUAUUUGUAUGGUAGGUACUGCAUAUACCCAGGUACAAAAUAUGAAUACAAUGGGUCGUUGUAUUUCUGGUAUGAUAUACAAUGUACAAUGUAUACUUUUUAUAAUCGAUACAAUGUAUACUUUUUAUAAUAGAUUAAAAUGUACAAUGUAUACUUUACAUAAUUGGUACAAUGUACAAUGCCUACUUUGUAUUAUAGAUACAAUGUACAAUGCCUACUUUGUAUUAUAGAUACAAUGUACAAUGCCUACUUUGUAUUAUAGAUACAAUGUACAAUUUAUGCUUUUUAUAAUAGAUACAAUGUACAUUACAGAAAUGUACUAUUAUAUGGUGUGAAGAUGUAAAUGAUGUAACUUUCAAAUUUUGUACAGUCUCAAUAUCUACAAAUAUUCAUCGAAAUAAAAUUUACAGUGUACAUAUACACGUUUUACUUUAAAUAGUAGUUUCAGCUUGUGUACAUAUCUAUCAUUCAUAUAAAAUGAAAUAUCUUGUAUAACAAUUUUGUUAACUCUAGUGACAUAUGCUAUAUAUUCCUCCUUUGUCUUUCAAGUACAAUACACCAUGUAUAUCAGCUCUGUUGCAAUCAUGACCUAAUUAUUAGAGUGAUAAGAGAUAUUUUUUAUAGAAGUCUGUCAAUAAUUAUACUUGUUAUCAAUAAAAUUGAUUGACUCUUUG
This is a messenger RNA of Pecten maximus, 9861 nucleotides long. Its product is annotated as unconventional myosin-Ie-like. Gene Ontology annotation, molecular function: microfilament motor activity; ATP binding; actin filament binding. NCBI's taxonomy places the organism in Eukaryota, Metazoa, Mollusca, Bivalvia, Pectinida, Pectinidae. Gene Ontology annotation, biological process: vesicle transport along actin filament; actin filament organization. Bases 190 to 3522 code for a protein of 1110 amino acids. The transcript is spliced from 30 exons. The record is from RefSeq and is a predicted model, not a curated record. Gene Ontology annotation, cellular component: cytoplasm; vesicle; myosin complex.